Messenger RNA from Pomacea canaliculata, 5914 nucleotides. RefSeq names its product annexin A6-like. Gene Ontology annotation, molecular function: calcium-dependent phospholipid binding; calcium ion binding. NCBI's taxonomy places the organism in Eukaryota, Metazoa, Mollusca, Gastropoda, Architaenioglossa, Ampullariidae. The record is from RefSeq and is a predicted model, not a curated record. Gene Ontology annotation, cellular component: cytoplasm.
CCUAACAACAACCUGCUUUCUUCAAAACACGGGGAUCGGGAGGUGACAGAAUUACAAAAAUUUGUCAAAAUAAUCUUCGUUGAUAAACUUUAGUUGCCUGAUCUACGUUUAAGGUAGUCCAGGUCAUGUCUGCUAAGCUGCUCUGACUGUGCUAAAGAUAUAAUCAAGGAUGCCAAGUGCUGGUGCAUUACCCGCCCCUUUCAUCACUCCUGUUAGAGAGUUUGGUACAGGCCUGGCAAGUAACCAAAUUGAUACCAACACAUAUGUUGAAAUUUCUGUGGAGGCACGAAACUGCAAGUUGUAUUUCACUACAGAUGGUUCCAAACCAGCUCCUUUCCAGAGAAAAAUAGGCGGGAGAGAAGUCACCUUCAAAUACUUUGCACCUUUUUGUUUGAAGGCUGGAAAGCGCACUGUUAGGGCAGUGGCUGUAUCAAGGGAUGGAUUGCUAGACAGUGCCGUUGUUUCCAAAACAUUUCAAGUUAAUGAUGCCUGUGAUGUCAGCAGUACUGAUGGAUAUGACGCUGCAUCACCAUCCAGUUUCUUUGAUACCACAGACACUGAUACAUCCAGUACUCUCAAGUCAACAUCCAAAUCCAACAAAUCCAAAAGGAAAAAGUCUCCUGUCCGAAAAGGGCGCUUAACUCCAAAGGAAGCAUGGGCAAGCACAGGAAAUCUUGGUAAAUAUGGAGCAGGGGAUGGAGAUCAUGAUCAUCUACAGGCUGUUAUUCCAGAUGGUCCUUUCAAUCCAACCAACUAUUCAGGGACACAGAUCAAUGUCUGGGGUGCCCCCCCUGGUAGUGUCUGGCCUGGAAUGAAUGCACAGCCUGGAAUGGUAGCCAUUGGCAACGGAGGUCCACCCAUUCCACAGUAUCCUGUCCAGUAUGGUUUCCUGACUGAACAAAUGAUCAGUGAUCUCCAUCCCAAAGACAGAGCAGUAACUUUGGGUGAGAUCCGUAAACUGCUGGAGGAACAAUCACAGAAGGCCAUCCCACCUCCACCCAAACCUGCCAUUGAGUACAAGCCAACUUACAAGGAUCCACCUCUCAACCCAGUUACCCCAGGAAAUGGUGACUUCAAGGAAAAUCUCCUUCAUAUCUAUGCCCACAUGGUGGAUUAUGCAAAAUCACAUGGGGACUUCCGGAUUAAAGUUGCAGAACCAAAAAUCGGAAAGUUACUGGAAGCCAGGUUUGAGGAUGAGGGAGAUGGGUACCGCGUUAAUCUGGUCCUGGCUAAACCAGGAAUUCCAAGGGGAGCAGUCAAGAAACCAGCUCCAGCAAAGACUGUGCCAACCAAGAAAACUAAUGUAGCAGAGGUUGAAAAAAAGCCAGCUUCUGCUUCUGAAUCAGAGAAAAAGCCCAAAGCAAAACCAGAGACAGUAAAGAAGUCAGACCCAUACUAUGAAAAAGAAACUGAAGAUCUAAAUCAAAAACCAACAGUGAUAGCUUAUCCUAAGUUCAACGCUGAGCAAGAUGCAGAGGUACUGAAAAAGGCAAUCAAAGGACUUGGCACUGAUGAAGAAGCAAUCAUCAACAUUCUAGCUUAUCGAUCAAAUCCUCAACGCAUGGAAAUUUGUUCUGCUUACAAAACUAUGUUUGGAAAGGAUCUGGUUGCGGAUUUAAAGGGAGACACAAGUGGUAAUUUCUUUGAGGUUCUUAAGAGCCUUCUGAUGGCGCCAGCAGAGUUGGAUGCAUACAUUUGUAACAAAGCUAUCAAGGGUCUUGGAACAGAUGAAGGCCUGAUUGAGGUUCUGUGCACUCGCUCAAACGCACAGCUUCAGGAAGUGAAAAGAUUGUACAAAGAGAAGUAUGGCAGAGAACUGGAGAAAGAUAUAAUUGGAGACACAUCUGGCGAUUUUAAGAGACUUCUAGUGUCCUUGGUGCAAGCCAACCGCAGUGAUAGCCGAGAAGUGGAUAGGAAUUUGGCCCACCAAGAUGCCAAGGCACUGUAUGAGGCAGGAGAAAAUAAGUGGGGCACAGAUGAAUCUCGCUUCAAUGCCAUUCUUGUUUCUAGAAGCUUUCCUCAGCUUCGUGCUACUUUUGAAGAGUAUAGCAAGAUAUCCAAGAAGGACAUCGAGGAGGCAUUAAAGAGUGAACUCUCGGGAAAUCUUUUGAGUGGAAUGAAAAGCAUUGUCCGAUGUGUGAGGAACAAGUUUAGUCAUUUUGCCCGCCAGUUGCAGAAGACUAUGUCAGGUGUUGGCACUGAUGAUGAUACCCUCAUCAGGAUCAUUGUCACUCGAUGUGAGAUAGACCUAGUCAACAUCAAAGAAGAGUUUCAGAAAUUGACAGGACAGACAUUGGAACAGUUUGUUACAAGUGACACUAGUGGUGACUAUCGCAAUACCCUCCUUGCUCUCAUCAAUGGUGGCCCUCCCCCAGAGAGUGCUGCAAAAUCUGGAAAGGGCUUUGUAGAGGCAGUAAAACAAAAGACAGACACUGAGCUGGAUGAAGAGGUGAGACUGGAGUCAGAACCAGUGCAAGAAGACCCCACUCUAAAGCCAUAUGCAGGAUUUAGUGCUGAGCAGGACUGUGAAGUUCUUAUGAAGGCCAUGAAGGGCUUUGGUACAGAUGAACAAGCAAUCAUUGGAGUGUUGAGUCAGAGGUCUCAAGAACAGCGCAAGCAAAUUGCUGUAACUUUUAAAACUAUGUUUGGGAAGGACCUGGACAAGGAGCUGUCCAGUGAACUGAGUGGGAACUUUAAGACUUUGUGUGUGGAUAUGCUGCUGGGACCAGCAGAGUUUGAUGCAAAGCAGCUUAACAAAGCCAUCAAGGGUCUUGGAACAGAUGAGAAAGUCCUCAUUGAAAUUAUUUGCACUCGAACUAAUGCCCAGCUGAAUGCCAUUAAGCAAGCCUACAAAACAAUGUUCACUAAGGACUUGGAGGCAGAUAUAGCAGGGGACACUUCAGGAGACUUCAAGCGACUACUUGUGGGAUGUUUGCAAGCAAAUCGGCCUGAGGGCCCAGAAUUUGACCGAAACAAAGCAAAACAGGAUGCACAAGCACUGCUGGAGGCUGGAGAAAAGAAGUGGGGUACAGAUGAGUCCCGCUUCAAUGUGAUUCUAGUGUCUCGCAGCUAUGCUCAGCUGCGUGCAACGUUUCAGGAGUACGCUAAGCUAGCAAACAAGGACAUUGAAGACACUAUUAUCAGUGAGAUGUCAGGCGACCUUAAGGAGGGCAUGUUGGCAAUUGUGAGGGUAAUCCGGUCAAAGCCAACUUACUUUGCAAGUGAAUUAUAUCGUGCUAUGAAGGGACUGGGGACAGAUGACAACACUUUAGUUCGUAUUGUGGCAUCACGUUGUGAGGUAGACAUGGUACAGAUUAAGCAGGAAUUCCAACGCAACUAUAAGCAGUCUUUGGCAUCAUUCAUUGCUGAUGACACAUCAGGUGAUUAUCGGACUAUGCUUUUGGCCUUGAUAGGAGAAUCACAAGGCAGAAAAUGAUGGUGCAACGAUUGUAUCAUUACCAAGCAAGCAGCCAUCUGUGUUCAUACUAUCAACCAGCUGACCUUUCACCAUGAGCGUUUUCUCUAUGACUACCUAAUGGGCUGGUUGGACAAGGUCAUUCCUUUUCUGGGAGCUGUGUACAAGAUGAAAUGCAACUUUAGAUCCAGUGCAGUGUUUUAAUAAUAAUACAUUUAUUUAUAAAGAACCUUAUUCCAUCAGCAAAGGCAGACUCAAGGUGCUUCUUGGUCGCAUGGGCUCACACUUCCCAGUUGGCAUCAAAUGUGUUUUACAAAUUCACCAGCAUUCAAAUCAUGGCUACUUGCUCUCUCACACAUACAGAAUUUUGCCAUCUUUGGAGACUUUAUGUCUAAAACUUGUUUUUUGUGGAAGAUAAAAGCCUUAUUAUUUGAAAUUGAAUAUUUAUAUAUUGAUGUUACAUCAUUUAGAUUAUAUAGAAACUUUUUUCUUUUUUUAUUAUUCUCUUUAUGUUUUGCAGAAUUUUGAAAAAAGCUUUUAGAAAUGGCUUUCUAGCAUUUAGCAUUAGCCAUUAAUGGCUCGACAGAACUGCAGCUAUCUCUCAUGUAAUAUAUCACUAAAUGAUGGUCCACAUUGUCUGAACAGAUUCUGGAUGUUAUGUGCCCUGUGCUCUUUGUCAUUGAUGGUCAUCCUAGGAAAGGUGACCAGUUUAUCUCUUGAGGCAUUUCAUUUUACUAUAGAGAAAAUACAUUUCUAAAUGCUGAAGAGCGUUUACUUUGGAUAUAUCUAUAUAUUGAUUAGUGUGUUUAUGAAAAUUUUUUGUAGCAGUGAUGGUAGUGGCUUAUCAGUCAUUCAUCCCUUGAUCAGUUCCUGCUGUUGGUGGGAGCACAUGGACAGAUGUGGGAGAUGACAGGGCCUGCCACUCCCACCUAUUUUGGACAAUAGUUCUAUGCAGAUCUUAUUCAGCUUAGCCAUUGCUGUUUUUACUGUUUCAAUCCUGAUGCAGAUAUCUCUUGUGGAGAUGCCAUCCUUGCUGGCUGCCCCGAAGUACUUGAAGCUUCUUCCAUCUUAGAGCUGUGCCCACUACUGCCCUCCCCCCCCCAUGUAGAUAUCUGCUCUGCCGUUGCCAAUGAUCAUGACUUUGCUCAUCAGUGCUAGCGUUCAUUCCAUGUGUCUGAACUGCCUCUCAGUCUGCUGAUAAGAUCUUGAGUUCAUGGAUAAGUACAUGCUAACAGGUUUGGGUCGUUUGCAAAGCACAGGUUACAUAUUGGCCUUUCAUAAAUAGAAAUGGAAGUGUGAUGGUUGUGGAAGAUUUCAUGUCUGAUAUUCUCCAAGAUGUUAAUACUGGAGAUAGGGGGUACCCUUGCAUACAUUUACUGUAUUGCAAAAGUGAGGUUUUAUUUGGUUAUCCAGCAGCACUGCACUUGUUGAGCUGUUAUACAGUAUUUUGAUUGCUUCAAUGAGGUCUUCUUCUAGGUUGAAUUUUCCCGUAACAUGCCAUAGUCCCUUGUGCCAGACUCUGUCAAAUGCCUUUUCAAUAAUCAGAUGGUAGACAUUUUUUGUCAAAACAAAACAGCUGUAAACCGUUUUAACUUUUAAAAAAAUGAUAGCAGGCAUAAAUUAAAAAAAAAGUAGUGAUUUUUACGCAGUAAAAUUGUAUAUAGCUAACAAAUUUUGAGAGUCAAUGAUAAGAUACAAAAAACUGUCUCAUGAUCUGUGUCUUUAAAGCUUACAAUAAUAUGUUAAGCAUUCAAAAUGUAUCAACAAAGGGUUAGCAUGGUGAGUCAGAUGUUACUUUUUUUUCCUCACGAAUGAGUACAAGAAGUAGGCAGUUUAUUCACAGACAAAAAAAAAAAAUUUGGUAGUGAAAUAUGCUACUACUAUGUGAUUACAGCACUUAAUUUAAGUAUUGAGAGAUGCAUUCAUGUUGUGCGUUUAAAAUUAUGCAUGGUUAAAUGUAGCUGAAUCAAGAUUGAAGAAGCUUUUAUGAAAUGAAUGUCAGAUGUUUCUCAAGUUUAUAUCAUUGUAAAAACAUGCAUGACCAGAUUUGAAGAAAACUGAUUGUAAAUAUGUUUUUAUAUCAAUGUUUUGGAGAUCAUCUGGUUAUUAAUUGCAUGUAGUAUGUAUAAGAAUAUACAAUACAGCCAUACUAAUUAUUUUCCCAUGUUGUUUGAUCAUAUAAUCUUGGGACGCUCUUCAAAGAAUUCUAUAAAAGAUGCUUUAUUUGAGAAAAUUUUUUGUACUAUCCUCUAUGUAAUAGUUUUUAGAGUAUGUUUUUUAUAAGAAAACUUUUUAUAUGGAAGAUCUUUGAAAUCCUAUCCUUUUCAUGCAUAGAAAAGAUUUAUGUAUGAAAAAGGAGGUCUGAAUCCUCAUGCAGUCCAAUUACGCAUUUCAAGCUUAUUGAAAUGUCAUUAAAGUGGACAAAAUGUUGAUGUAUUCAUUAAUAAGCCUUUGAAAUGACAGCCUCUCUCAAUAAAUCAGUGCCUAUGUCAUGCAAAA